Messenger RNA from Sphaeroforma arctica JP610, 361 nucleotides. RefSeq lists its product as hypothetical. The record is from RefSeq and is a predicted model, not a curated record. The transcript is spliced from 2 exons. Lineage: Eukaryota; Ichthyosporea; Ichthyophonida. The annotation marks the transcript as partial.
GGGGCCUACCUCCACUCCGUCACUCGUUAUUUGUGUACUCAUCCUUCAUUCAACUCGAUAUCCUGCAGGAGAAAUGGGAUCUACAGAAAAUAAAGCCUGGUUACAAGCAACUGAUUGACAGUCGCACUCAGGUGCUAGGCACCUGGGACGAUCAUGACUACGGCCAGAAUGAUGGGGGACACGAAUACUCUAAUAAGUCUACCAGCCAAACCCAGUUUCUCAAUUUCCUCGAUGAACCAGAGGACAGUGUGAGGUGGCAGCGCGAGGGUGUAUAUGCAUCGUAUGCGUAUGGGACGGUGACAGGCGCGUGCUCGUGAUUCUUCUGGAUGUGCGAUACCAUUUCAUCCGUGGUAUAGACACU